UGAGGAGAAGCCAGAGGUCCUCGGUGUGUCCUCAGAAGUCUGCCUGAAGUUCUCACCCAGUCACUCUGAGGAUGGAGUGGUCUACCCGGGAGCUGUUUCUCAACUUCACUGUUGUUCUGAUCACAGUUCUCCUCAUGUGGCUCCUUGUGAGGUCCUACCAAUACUGAGAGGCCAUGCCAUGCUCCUAGGAGCGACCACCAUGAUCUAGAGCUGCCUGCUGCAUGCCCUAGGCUCCCAAUGCUGUUGAAAUGGGAUGCCAUCCUUGGCAACCCAAGCAGCUCUGACCUGUACUCACAAUGCCUGACACACCCCAGUGCUAGGUCCAGGGUGUGUUUUCUAAAGAUGAUGUUCUCAUGGGCU
Nannospalax galili (Upper Galilee mountains blind mole rat) is the source of this 360-nucleotide messenger RNA. RefSeq names its product sarcolipin (gene Sln). The transcript has a single exon. Lineage: Eukaryota; Metazoa; Chordata; Mammalia; Rodentia; Spalacidae. Gene Ontology annotation, molecular function: enzyme regulator activity. Gene Ontology annotation, cellular component: membrane. The coding region runs from base 72 to 167 and encodes 31 amino acids. The record is from RefSeq and is a predicted model, not a curated record.